AAAGCAGAAAAAUAAUAAUGUUGAUUAGAUUAUUAAUUUAUCUGUAUUUAUUUUAUAAAUAAUGUCGAUAUUUGAUAUCUAUUAUGACUAUUUCAUAUUUUCAGUCGAAUAUAGGCGCAAAUAGGUGCUAUAACAAUUGAAUUUAUGCUAUUAUGUUAUUUAAACUUUUGUAAAUAUUCAAUGUGCUAUGUUUUACCGCGCUAUUUUUAAAAAGAAUAACCUGUUGCGCUGGAAGGUAUGUGGAUGUGCAUCUAGGGUAUACUUAUUAUUAGUUGAAGAAUUAAUUAUAUCACAUUUUUUAAGAUACUAAACUAGUUAUCAGUUCAUUUUCAUUGUAAAAUCAGUGAUUUUCACAAUAAUUCAUUAUAGAUAACGUAUAAAAGCAUCUAUAUCUCUGUUUUAACAGAGAUUUCAAACAAUAUUCCAUAUUCAUAAUCAAAAUUCCCAGUGUGAUUUUAUUGACUUCUUUUGAGGUUAGUAGUAGAGGUAUGUAGUAUAAUCAGAACACACUAAUCUCUCCAAUUGAAUAAUGCAUACUUUUAAAAGCUCUAUUUUUCGCCAGAUACAAAAAGUGUUCUCAUAUCAAAGUACAAAAAUGAGCAACCAAGCUCGUGAUAUAUCAAAGACCCUGAAUGCUAACCUAUGGGAUGCUGAUCCAGAAUUAUGGGACCUCAUCAAAAAGGAAAAAAGAAGACAGUUAACUGGUCUGGAAAUGAUUGCAUCAGAAAAUUUUACUACCAUGCCAGUAUUACAGUGUCUAAGUUCUUGUCUGCACAACAAGUAUUCUGAAGGGUUGCCUGGACAAAGGUAUUAUGGUGGCAAUGAAUUCAUUGACCAAAUUGAGCUGUUAGCACAAAAAAGGAGUUUGGAAACAUAUAAAUUGAAAGCAGAAGAAUGGGGAGUAAAUGUUCAACCAUAUUCUGGAUCUCCUGCAAAUUUCGCAGUGUACACAGGUAUUGUGGAACCUCAUGGGCGUAUUAUGGGACUGGAUUUGCCUGACGGUGGGCAUUUAACUCAUGGUUUUUUCACUCAAACCAAGAAGAUCUCAGCAACAUCAAUCUUUUUCGAAUCUAUGCCAUACAAGGUCGAUCCAGUUACUGGUCUCUUGGACUACGACAAGCUCUUAGAGACAGCAAGACUGUUCAAACCAAAAGUAAUCAUUGCCGGAGUCAGUUGCUACUCUAGAGCCUUGGACUACAAGAGGUUCCGUGAAAUUUGCGAUGACGUAGGAGCUUACCUGUUCUCAGAUAUGGCUCACAUCUCUGGUCUGGUAGCAGCAGGUGUGACUCCAAGUCCAUUUGAAUACAGUGAUGUUGUUUCAACGACAACACACAAAAGUCUGAGAGGACCAAGAGCUGGGGUGAUAUUUUUCAGAAAAGGAGUACGGUCCGUGAAUAACAAAGGAGAGAAAAUAAUGUAUGACUUGGAAAGUAGAAUUAACCAAGCAGUAUUCCCUGGAUUACAAGGUGGACCACACAACCACGCCAUUGCAGGCAUUGCGACCGCAAUGAAACAGGCCCAGUCUCCAUCCUUCCUCGCCUAUGCCAAUCAAAUAAUAGCUAAUGCGAAAAGAUUGAGCGACGGCCUCCAAUCAAAGGGAUACAAGGUCGUCACUGGUGGCACCGAUCUUCAUUUGUUGCUGCUGGAUCUCAGGUCGGCAGGACUGACUGGUGCCAAGGGGGAGUACAUACUGGAAGAGGUGUCCAUCGCGUGUAAUAAGAAUACCGUACCCGGAGAUAAAAGUGCCUUGAAUCCUUCAGGAAUACGGUUGGGUACCCCAGCAAUAACAACUAGAGGUUUGAAAGAAGAAAAUAUCGACGAUGUAGUCAAUUUUAUUGAUAGGGCUUUGAAGCUAGCUAAAGAAAUUAGUGCAGCAUCUGGCCCCAAACUGGUCGAUUACAAGAAAGAAGUACACGGAGAAAAGUUCUCCGGUCAGGUUGCUGCUUUGAGAAAAGAAAUUGAACAGUACAGCGAGAAUUUCCCUCUGCCAGGUUAUCCAGAUUGCUGAUCAAUCUUUGGUGAUUUUUAUAGAUCUGUUUGAAUUCCGUUCUGGAAUGGGAUAAUUUAUGCCAUAUUUUUCUGUAUUCAUUAUAUUUAUACCUAGUUUUUUUUUAAUUAUUAAAAUAUUGAGUUUAAUUAUAU
Phaedon cochleariae (mustard beetle) is the source of this 2142-nucleotide messenger RNA. NCBI's taxonomy places the organism in Eukaryota, Metazoa, Arthropoda, Insecta, Coleoptera, Chrysomelidae. The record is from the annotation of a GenBank genome assembly.